This is a messenger RNA of Boeremia exigua, 1737 nucleotides long. RefSeq names its product calcium dependent mitochondrial carrier protein-like protein. The transcript has 7 exons. Gene Ontology annotation, biological process: transmembrane transport. Bases 1 to 1737 code for a protein of 578 amino acids. The record is from RefSeq and is a predicted model, not a curated record. Gene Ontology annotation, molecular function: calcium ion binding; ATP transmembrane transporter activity. NCBI's taxonomy places the organism in Eukaryota, Fungi, Ascomycota, Dothideomycetes, Pleosporales, Didymellaceae.
AUGGACGACACAAAGACAGCAAGCGUCGCCGACGCCAAAGUCGACGAGCUAUGGGCGACGCUCGACCUGCGCAAGCAGGGCCAGCUGGAUCUUGCCGGUCUGAAGAAGGGACUGCGCAAACUGGAUCAUCCCCUGAAGAACGCAGACGAGCUCCUCAAUGAGGUCAUGAAGGCUGUAGAUGCAGAUGGCAACGGCCGAAUAACGUACAAGGAAUUCCGUACCUUUGUCGAAGAAACAGAAAAAGAGCUGCUAGCGCUCUUCCGCGGCAUCGAUAAUAACGGCGACGGCAAGCUUUCCAAAGACGAGCUCCGCAACGCACUACGAAGUGCUGGUCUUGCGGUCCCGAACAACAAGCUCGACAACUUCUUCUCCGAGGUGGACACCAACGGAGACGGGCACAUUAGUUUCGAGGAAUGGCGCGACUUCCUACUGUUCAUACCGGCCAGCGCGCCAAACCUCCACGCUGUCAUGUCGUACUUUAAUGCAACAUUGAAAGUCAACGCCGAGGGCGACGUCCUCGUGAGCGACGACACUAUACACGGAUUAGGUACUUCACAGCGUUUUCUUCAGUUCUUCCUUGGUUCCCUAUUUCUAGUCGCGAAAACGCCGCCUUAUGGCUUCACAUCGGAUCACGUCGUACCAUUAGACAUGGCGUCCGCUCCAACCUCCGCCAUCUCGCAAGCACUCCCGCCACGUUUCGACGACGGGGAGGUUGAUUCACCUCUUAUCGAGUCGCAAAGGGGGAUACUCAUGAGCUUCGGAACCAUGCUGAUUGCUUGUGUUCCCAAUCCAGGCUACUUCGUGGCGGGAGGCCUUGCAGGCAUUGUAUCUCGCACAUCGACCGCUCCCCUCGACCGAUUAAAAGUGUACCUCAUCGCGCAAACCGGCGCAAAGAAAGAAGUAUUGGCUGCCGCAAAGAAUGGUAACAUUCUGAAGGGCGUCGCACGCGCAUGGGAGCCGCUUGUCGUAGCCUUCAAGGAAUUAUGGCACGCCGGCGGCAUGCGCAGCCUUUACGCUGGAAACGGCUUGAAUGUCAUCAAGGUGAUGCCAGAGUCGGCUAUCAAAUUCGGUGCAUAUGAGGCUACAAAACGGGCCUUUGCAAAGCUCGAAGGCCAUAACGACCCGGCAAUCAUCCACUCCUGGUCCAAAUUUGCUGCUGGUGGAGUCGCAGGUAUGAUCUCGCAAUUCGCGGUCUACCCCAUCGACACCCUCAAGUUUCGAAUGCAAUGCGAGACGGUUGCCGGUGGGCUGCACGGAAACCGCCUCAUCUGGGCUACGGCCAAGAAGAUGUGGCAGAGUGGAGGCAUCGUUGCCUGCUAUCGCGGACUACCAAUGGGCCUCUUUGGAAUCUUCCCCUACGCAGCACUCGACCUGGGCACGUUUGAGUACCUCAAAGGGUAUGUCGCAGCACGCAAUGCGAAACGACUAGGAUGCCACGAGUCCGACGCCGAACCAGGAGGUUUCAUGACGGCGGCCAUCGGAGGUUUCUCUGGUGCGUUCGGAGCCAGUGCCGUAUACCCGCUCAAUGUGCUGCGGACUCGACUGCAGAGCCAGGGGACUGUCCUGCACCCCAAGACGUACACCGGAAUCGUAGACGUGACGCGGCAGACGAUCCAGGGCGAGGGCUUGCGCGGACUGUUCAGAGGCCUGACGCCUAACCUGCUCAAGGUUGUUCCAGCCGUGUCGAUCACGUAUGUGGUCUACGACAAGUCGAAGAAGAUGCUAGACUUGCCUUGA